AUGAAUCUGUCCACCAAUCUCUUUGCCAAGGCUCCUGCGGACUGGAUGACCCACGAAAAGCUGCCCACCAACUACCUGCCCGAUCCCGAGCUCGUAUGGAUGAUGGAAAAUAUCGACGAGCUUUACCGCAAGGCCAACCGCGCCAUGGACUCGAUCGAAUCGGCUCGCCAACUUGGGAGCUCGAACAUGCGCCUCGAGAGGAUCACCGGGCUCAAACAACUGGAACCGAAGUGGAAGAAAGCCGGACAGCGGAUCACACAGCUGGAGGCUACUCUGAAGGACAAGGAUCGCGCGUACGAAAAGCUCAGACAGAAGCAGAUAGCAACGGAGAAAGAGCGCGCGAGACUUGAAGAGCAGCUGAAGGAGAAAGUAUCCGGAACCGCUUCAGAUCGUGGUGGCGCGGGCUCUGGUAAUGACUCGAUCGUGAAAGAUAUGGCCAACAUCAAGCUCGACAAGUAG
This is a messenger RNA of Trematosphaeria pertusa, 459 nucleotides long. RefSeq lists its product as uncharacterized. The record is from RefSeq and is a predicted model, not a curated record. Lineage: Eukaryota; Fungi; Ascomycota; Dothideomycetes; Pleosporales; Trematosphaeriaceae. The transcript is spliced from 2 exons. The coding region runs from base 1 to 459 and encodes 152 amino acids.